CUAAAACCCAAUCUCCCAUAUACUGCUAAUAGCUAAACCGCUUGGACUAUAAAACGCAACAAAUCAUAAAGACCAAGGGAAAGAACAGACGCUGUUCCUCUGCUUUAUUAUUAUUAUUAUUAUUAUUAUUAUUAUUAUUUCCAAUGAGUUCUUAUUUUGUCAACUCUACUUUUCCGGUGAGCUUAGCCGGGGGUCAAGAACCGUUUCUGGGACAGCUCCCCUUAUAUUCCACGGGGUAUGCGGACCCUUUAAGGCACUACCCUGCCACUUAUGGAACUGGGGGUGGGGGGGUCCCGGAUAAAGGUUACCCGGGAGCGCCUUACUACCAGCAAGCCAACGGAGCUUACAACCGGAGCCCAGCCUGCGAUUACGGGACAUCUGGUUUUUACAGAGAGAAAGAGACAGCCUGUUCUCUUUCGAGUUUAGAGGACCCUGUUCCGUUCGGCCAGGAGCAAGUCCGGAAGUCAGAUUGCUCCCAGAACAAACACGCUUUCGGGGAGAGCGAAGACCAGAAGUGCUCCACGCCGGUGUACCCAUGGAUGCAGAGGAUGAACUCCUGCAACAGUAAGUUCCUCUUUUCUCUCUGUUCUCUGUAAGGAUGGCCAGACAGACAGACAGACAGACAGACGGAUAGAUAGGUAGGGAGGGUUCCCUUUCACCUCAUCUCUUUCUGAGCAGGAAACGCUGCCCUUCUCGUCUCAGCUUCCAGACAGCGGGAAGCAGAAACUUUCCUCAAACUUUUAUCCUACUUAGAUCAUAACUUCCAUAACGAAGGUUUGAGUGUAUGUGAGUGUGUGCGCGCGUGUGUAUACAUAUAUAUUCUUUGCACGAGGUUCCCUCCAGUGAGUUCGUUUCUUUAGCCAACUUUCUGUUAUCUGGGGAGGUACGGAGAUUAUUGAUUGACCGGCUCUGUCUUGUGGAAGGCAAUGUUAGCUGUCACUCAGGAGGAGUGAUUUAGAGACGUGUCUGGUGUACUUACACACAAACACACACACACACACACACACACACACACGCACGAUGCAAUCCAUAUCACACUGAAGUCCCCCCCCACCUGAAUUUAAUGGACUUGGUUUUAGCCCCCUUCUCAUAUCUCCACACCCCCCCCCACACACACCUUGGCCAAUUCAUAUCCCAGAGAGUGUAUUUCUAUAACCCAGCCAGUUGAAUAAUGUCGGAAGGGCUUAAAUAUUUGAAAGGAGAGAGCUACAUUUUUAAUGAAACUCACACAUAAUGAAAUGCCUGUCUGGAGAGGAGUUGCAGAUAGUUUCUCUUUCACUCACUCACUCAUUCCCAUACUCUCUCUCUCUCUCUCUCUCUCUCUCUCUCUCUCUCUUCCCCACCCCCACCCCUUCUGUGAUCGACCAUGGCCCUCCAGGUGCUAGAUUUUCCAUGAAAACACAUUCUUGAAAAUGAGGUGGAAACAGCAGCCUUUCCUCCUCCCUUCUCUGUGUUUACACGUAUUAUACGUUGUCGAUCUCAAAAAUUCCGGAGUGGGCAGAUGUUGGGCGGGGAGGGGGGGGAAUCAAUAAACUUACCUUAUUGCUGAAACUCUGGAAUCUAUUCCAGUUACCGAUAAAAUACGCGGGGUGGGGGUGGGGAGGGAAAACAGAAGAGAAGGGGAGAGGAGGAGGAGGGACCCAGUACCUUGCAAGUUUUACAUAACAGAAAGGAACUGCCCCAGAAGAAAACUGAAGUAAGGAUAGAAAGGGAAUUCAUAACCUCCCAUGAUAUCUGUCCGGAAAUAAGUGCGUAAAGGGGAGGCAAACGCCUUAGCAACUCUCUCAGGACAAAAUCCUGCAAGCCUUUCCACUGCGACCCUAAAAACACAUUAGCUGGGAAGCUAAGUCUCAUUGAUUUCUAUGCGCCAUUACUUCCCAGUGGCACCUCGAUCCUGAGCUCAUUUACUUUCCAGAAAGUCUUACUGCUUCUCUUCGGUGGGGUUUUCCUUCCAAGCUUUUAAGUUGGCUUUGGGGGACCACAAGCUCUAAGAGUAACGCGUUCCGCUCCCAAACAGCAUUAUUCCAAAAGUGAAAUCUCGCGGAGCCCACGGGGGUUUACUCCCAAGGCAGUAUGCAUAGGACCGCAGCCUUAGCCCUCCGUGAACUCCGCUCAGUGGGGGCACUAGAGUCCACAAGGCAGGGAAACGCAAGGGUGGGUGGGUGGGGGAAGGGUGGGUGGACCUUUUCUGCUUGGAGGAGCUAAGCUCCAUAGAACAGGAACAGCAAGCUUUCGAGUUACACAGAUCUCUUCUUCGAGGUGUUUAUUAUCAUUAUUUUCUUUUGAAAGGAUUGCAUGUGUUGAUUGGCCAGGCUGCAAGUUUUGAAGCUCAGCCUUUUGGGAGCAGGGAUGGGCCUCUCCAGAGAGCAUGCUUAUGCAUGGGGGCAAUGUCCCCACACAACUACAACCCAAAUGGAGUGCAGGAUUAUUUUGGAAGACCUUUCGAAAGCAUCAAGUGAAGGCAACCCAAACUGAGUUUCUGUUUUCUUGUAUGCAUCUUCAUUCCUUCAUUCCUUUAAUUUCCUAUCCUUUUGGAAGUUUAUGUUUACAAAGAGGGCCUUUCGAUCGGAGAGAUUAGAGGACUGGGAUGCAGUGGGGGGGGGGGAUGGCCACAAGCAGAGGGGAAAUGAAGAGAACACCUUCUCUCUCACACACACAACACACACACACACACACACACACACACACACACACACUGGUUAGCCUAGUAGCCAUUGUCAUGCAUAUUUGAAGCUCCCAAUAAAUGUCCAACGUCCUUUUCAACCAACCCUUGUUUUCCUCCCGUCGUAGGUUCCUCUUUCGGGCCGAGUGGCAGGCGAGGGAGACAGACCUACACCCGUUACCAGACCCUGGAGCUGGAGAAAGAAUUCCACUUUAACCGUUACCUGACCAGGCGCCGCCGGAUCGAAAUCGCCCACGCGCUCUGCCUGACGGAACGCCAGAUCAAGAUCUGGUUCCAGAACCGAAGGAUGAAGUGGAAAAAGGAAAACAAGCUACUCAACUCCACUCAGCUGAGUGCCGAGGAAGAAGAGGAAAAAACAACGGAAUGAGAGAGAGAUUGCAGAGGAAGGAGGGAGAGAGAAGGAAGACAGCGAAAAUGCCAACGGUUGUGAGGGGCUCCCAAAAGGGCAAAAAUAAAAGGCACAGCGGAGACACACAUUUUUUUUUGUAAAAUACCCGAGACUGUAUGGAGGUGUUGGCCCAUCUUCCUCAUGCACCCUCUCUCGCAUCCAGUAAUCUGUCGUGUCAUAAUCAAGCUUCUAGUCCAGUUUAUUUCCCUAUUCUUUCUGUUGGCCCUUCCUCUUCCCCGCCCCCGCACCACAAACGGAUUUUUUUUUUUUAGGGUGUCCUUCUUAGGAUUCUUGCUAACUCUUGUAUUUAAAUGGAGGUGCUGCAAUAUAUGUGUCAGAUUUUUGGGGUUGUUGAUUGUCUUCAUUUUGUAAAACAAAAGUCUCAUGCACGAUUUUACUUAUAUGUUGCUUUUUUAAAAAAGAAAAGAAGAGUUAAACUAGGUUCUUUGACAUUUAAGGGUUGCUGUUGCUUUUUUUUUUAAAGAAAAGAUCUAUUGAAAAGGAACAAUUGCUACCUAAAAAAAUAUGGUGAAAUAAAAAAAAUAGGAGGGGUGUUUUUGUUUGUUUUAUUUUAUUACAUUUUUUUGUACAGUGUUGUGUUUGUAGUUUGUGUUAGUUAUGGAGAUGGAAGUUCUCUAAUAAACAGCAAACAAACAUGUUGAGAAAAACACUUGGCACGUUCCUAUUUUUAGGGUGUGCGUCCUCCUCCCCUCUCCACACUCAUAUACACACACACACACAUAAACACACACAGAGAUACUUUUUUCCUGAGGAAUUGGUCUA
This is a messenger RNA of Podarcis lilfordi (Lilford's wall lizard), 3854 nucleotides long. Lineage: Eukaryota; Metazoa; Chordata; Lepidosauria; Squamata; Lacertidae. The record is from the annotation of a GenBank genome assembly.